Molecule: messenger RNA, 777 nt
Organism: Botrytis sinoallii
Lineage: Eukaryota; Fungi; Ascomycota; Leotiomycetes; Helotiales; Sclerotiniaceae
Exons: 2
Coding region: 1-777 (258 amino acids)
Source: RefSeq, a predicted model, not a curated record
AUGGAGGCACUCGCUGCUCUCAGCCUUGCGGGCAACGUUAUGCAAUUUGUAGAUUUUUCUAGCAAGAUAAUAUCCGAAGCUCGUGCAAUCGAGAAGAAUGGAGAAUCAUCAUCCAUUGCUGAUCUCCAGCGUUUCGCAUUAAGCUCUACGAAGCACGCGAGGAUUAUCAGAUCUCACUGCGAACAAGCUGGACACGAGUUCGCAGUUUAUUUGUCCACAUUUUCGACUUCUCGAACGGCAAGAAAUUUCCUACACAUUCUGAAAGACACUAUCAGAAUUCGAUGGCGACACGAAGCAAUUGUUGCUUUUGUCGAGAAGCUUGAGAGCUUCCAGAGUGCCUUGACACUUGCAGCAAUACUCGCUUUUCAAUCCAAUGUCGACGAUCGCAACGAUGAUAUCGUAUCCCACAUGAAGGAAUUGCAGAAGUCAAGCGACAAAAAUAGCGCUGAAAGCAUUAGACAAAACGAGCAGAUCAAAGAUACACUGAUGGCUAUGCAGUCACAUUCAGCCUCAAAUCUAGUAAUACAGCAAAAGCUACAGGAUUGCCUGGGUAAACUCAGCUCGCUGCAUCGAUCUACACCGCAAAACCAGACAAUACUGAAAUGGUUGAACUUUCGUCAAAUGGCUUGGAGAUACGAAGAGAUAUGCGCCGCUUAUCAAGAGACGUUUCAAUGGAUCUUCAGACCGCCAGGUCCGACCGAUUCAUGGGAUGACUUUGGUAACUACUUGAGCGGAGAGGGCAUUGAUGCACCUUAUUUCAUCAACGGAAAGGCUUGA